Maylandia zebra (zebra mbuna) is the source of this 1339-nucleotide messenger RNA. Lineage: Eukaryota; Metazoa; Chordata; Actinopteri; Cichliformes; Cichlidae. The record is from RefSeq and is a predicted model, not a curated record.
UAGCUUUGUUCCUAUGUGACCGAGCCGAGUGUUGUUGUGUGAGCUGAGUGUGUGAGCUGCGGCAGCAACGAUGCCUUCAGUUCAGUAUCUGAGAGAGUUCAUCAACGAGCGACUAACUGCUGCUGCUGAACAAAUAUUCUUGGAGUUUGAAAAAACGAUCGUCCAGUACGAGGAAGAGAUCGACCGUCAGCGCAGACUGCUGGAUAUCACCUGGAAACCCCAAAUCAAGCUGCACAGGACAGACGUCCCACAGCAACACGUCUCCUCGGAGGAGGAGGUUCUCCCUGAGCAGCAGCUUUGUAACCAGGAGAGGAGCUCCAGUGUGGAGCAGGAGGAACCAGAACCUCCAAAGAUUAAAGAGGAAGAGGAGGAACUGUGCAGCAGUCAGGAGGGAGAGCAGCUGGGACUGAAGGAGGAGACGGAUACCUUUAUGGUGACUUUUAUUCAUAAGGAAAGUGACCACAGCAAACCAGACCCAGUCAGCUGGGAUCAACUUCUCUCUCACAGCUCUGAUGUAACUGAAAGACAGUCUCAGGAAAGAAGCAAGACUGUAGAUUCAGGAUCAACUAGAAAUAGAAAAAAAAGUCACAAGAAUGCAGAUGAUUCGCCUACAUCAGAGAAUCCCUCUGACACAAGCAAAAGGGCUUUCAAAUGUGAUGUUUGUGGAAAAGCUUUUAAGCAGAAUUAUGAAAUCAAAAGACAUUAUAGAAUCCAUACUGGUGAGAAACCAUAUCCUUGUAAAACAUGCAACAAAAUGUUUGCAUGGAGUGGUGAUUUACUGAAGCACAUGAGAGUUCACACUGGUGAGAAACCAUUUCCUUGUAAAACCUGUUUGAAAAUGUUUGCAAGUACAAGUUCUUUAUCGAGCCACAUGAGAACGCACACGGGAGAGAAGCCAUAUGCUUGUAAAGCAUGUGGGAAAAUGUUUGCAUACAGUAGUGAUGUAAGGAAGCACAUGAGAGUUCACACUGGUGAGAAGCCAUAUCAUUGUAAAGCAUGCGGGAAAAUGUUUGGUUUUAGUUGUUCAUUGUUGCGCCACAUGAAAACUCACACAAGUCAGAAGUCGUACUCUUUCUAGAGAGAAAAUGAUAUCAUGGAAGCCAAGGUCUUCCAGUUUAUUAGAUGUGAGAUUGGUCUAACCUGUUCCAAAACUUUAAGUUUUGUUUGUUUUUGGAAAUGUUUUCCUUUACUUGCUGUAUAUUGGAUAACUGUCAAUCUCUGUGUUGUGUAAUUAAAGUUAGUAUGUUGUGAUAAUGAUAUGAAAUAAUAAUACAGUGGUCCCUCGCUAUGUGGUUCACCUUUCACAGAUUUCUUUUGUGCAAUUUUACAUGCUUUUUUU